Monodelphis domestica (gray short-tailed opossum) is the source of this 1111-nucleotide messenger RNA. RefSeq names its product nicotinamide N-methyltransferase (gene NNMT). Gene Ontology annotation, molecular function: N-methyltransferase activity. The record is from RefSeq and is a predicted model, not a curated record. Gene Ontology annotation, cellular component: cytosol. NCBI's taxonomy places the organism in Eukaryota, Metazoa, Chordata, Mammalia, Didelphimorphia, Didelphidae.
GGACAAAGGGACCAAGGCAACACUAUUUGGGCUGCUGUCUUCUUGAAUUGUCCCUGGACCAGCAAGAGGAGAAGCAGCAGAGGGAGACCAGUAGAACUGCAGUGAGGAGACACAAUGGGGGAAUCCAACUUCACUUCAAAAGAUGUCUACUUAAGCCACUUCAACCCUCAAAGUUACCUGGAAAAGUACUACACCUUUGGACCCAGCCCCACUGCAGAAAAGCAGAUUCUGAUGCAUAUCCUCAGAAGACUUGCCAAGACAUUCUCCUCUGGCAGGGUGAAAGGAGACCUCCUGAUUGACAUUGGCACUGGCCCCACCAUCUACCAGCUCCUCUCUGCCUGUGAGUCCUUUAAGGAGAUUGUGGUCACUGACUACACUGACCAGAACCUUGAGGAGGUCAGCAAGUGGCUGAAGAAGGAGCCAGGGGCAUUCGACUGGUCUCCUGUGGUGAAAUACGUGUGUGAGCUGGAAGGAGAUGGAGAGAAGGGGGCUGAGAAGGAGGAGAGACUGAGACAGAAGGUCAAGCAUAUCCUGAAGUGUGAUGUGACCCAAAGCCAGCCUUUGGGCUCUGACUCUCUGCCCCAGGCUGAUUGCCUACUCACCGCACUCUGCCUGCAUGCUGCCUGCAAAGACCUCCCUACCUACCAGCAGGCCCUGAAGAACCUCAGCAGCCUGCUGAAACCUGGAGGAUUUUUGGUGUUUUUUGAUGUCCUCAAGAGCAGCUACUACAUGACUGGCAACCAGAGGUUUUCCAGUCUCUCCCUCACUGAGGAAGAGGUAGAGGAUGCAGUGGUGAAGGCUGGUUACACGAUUAAAGAGUUUGAAGUCAUUUCCCAAAGUUACUCCAGCAACAGUGCAAACAAUAAAGGGGUUUUUUAUCUUGUAGGGCAGAAAUAAAACCGCUCUAUAGGAUGAAGAAGUUAACCACACUUCUCUUUCUCAUUUCACUGAAAAUCAUCUCCUACAUUGUUCUUGGUAAACUUCUUUCUCUCUUCUUUCCAAAGGCCAUGAGAUGAGUUUGGGGCAGCCUUUGCAGAAGGAAGACUGAGUAAACUGUUCAGAUGGCACAUUGUAAGCACUUAAUCUAUAUUAAAGCAACUCACCUGCCUUA